Molecule: messenger RNA, 462 nt
Organism: Nyctereutes procyonoides (raccoon dog)
Lineage: Eukaryota; Metazoa; Chordata; Mammalia; Carnivora; Canidae
Product: whey acidic protein-like
Exons: 4
Coding region: 1-411 (136 amino acids)
Biological process (GO): innate immune response; antibacterial humoral response
Cellular component (GO): extracellular region
Molecular function (GO): peptidase inhibitor activity
Source: RefSeq, a predicted model, not a curated record
AUGCGCUGUCUUGCUGGCCUCGCUCUGGCCCUGCUGGCUCUGGGGGCCACCCUGGCCCUGGCCCCAGCCCCGGCCCCCACCCUUACCUUGCCAGGGCAGGCCGUGUGCCCGGAGGUCAGCUCUUCGGAGGAAGACACCUGCGUUGUCUCCUGCAACUCUGAUGACAACUGUCCCCAAGGCACCAAAUGCUGCCCCAGGAGCCCCUGCAGCCGCUCCUGUGUGGUCCCCUUCAUCGUGCCUGUGCAGAAAGCCGGCCACUGCCCCCGCGUGCAGAUCCCGCUGACCCCCGAGCCCUGCCUGGAGAGCAGUGAGUGCUCCAGGGAUGAUCAGUGUGCGGGCCACAGGAAGUGCUGUCUCAGUGUGUGUGCCAUGCAGUGUCGGGACCCCGAGGCAGAGGAACCACUUCAGUGACAGCCUUCCCCAGGAGCCCCGGGCUGCCAGGAGUGACUGGCCUGAGUCUGC